AUGGCAAUGUCCAAAGGGUCCCAUGUCCAAAGGGUUCCAACUGUAAGUUUGAAUUCAAUAUUGAGACCAUGGCCUUUUAGGGGUUGGGCAAUGGAUUUGAUAGGCCACAUUUUCCCACCUUCUUUGAAGGCACAUUCAUAUUUGUUGGUGGUGGAAGCAAUUCCAUCAAAAGUUUUCACACAGACUCAAGUUAUUGAGUUCCUUAAAAAGAAUGUGAUCCAUAGGUUUUGUUUGUCAUAUUCCAUUAUUGUCGAUCAAGGGACUAUGUUCAAUGGGGAUGAAAUAAGAGGGUUUGCCAUAGAGCAUGGCAUUCAAAUAUUAAAUUCUUCUCCCUAUUAUGCCCAAGCAAAUGGGCAAGCUGAGGCAACAAACAAAAUUAUAAAGAAUACUUUAAAGAGAGUGAUUGAAGACAAUCCAAGGGAUUGGCACAAUUUGCUAUCUGAAGUGUUAUGGGCUUAUAGAAACUCUAGGAGAAAUAGUACAGGGACAACUCUAUAUGAGUUGGUGUACGGACAUGAUGUUGUACUCCCCUUACAAAUCAUUGUAAGAUCCAAUCGACUCGCUCAACAGUUGGACACCCUAAUGGAUGAAUAA
Messenger RNA from Camellia sinensis, 594 nucleotides. The record is from RefSeq and is a predicted model, not a curated record. Lineage: Eukaryota; Viridiplantae; Streptophyta; Magnoliopsida; Ericales; Theaceae.